CUAAUCCAAGGAAGUUGAAAGGUCUAAAGGAGAGGUUUUAAAUACGCAAUAGAAUUAAAUUCAACGAAAUGCGGAGUGCAAUAACUCACAGCUGUCCACUAUUCCAUUUAAUGCCGCCAUUACUGACGGCCCCUCUUCACCGGGCCCGGCAAAUGGAAAGGAAAAUGCUUCAAAUCUUGAACUCUCCUUAAUGCUCUUUAUUUCUCCAUUAUGAUUUCGAUUCUUUGUUUAUUUCUUGGUUUCUUUCAUUUAUUCAAUUCAAUUACAUCUUUAUUGCGCCCAUUAUUAUAAUAAUAAUAAUUAUUAUUAUUAUGAUUAGUGGUGGUUUAUAUAUAACGGGACUGCCUCUCCAUAUCCACUCGCUGCGCUCUUCAAUUCGUCGUCUGGUUUCUCAUCUCAUCAUAAAAUAAAAAACAGAAUUCCGCCGUCAUCAAUGGCAGCUGAUGUGAGCUCCCUGGUGAGGAUGAUGAGCGGUCGGGAAUUGAAUGAAUCUGGUGGCGGCAAGUCAACGGCCCCCCCGAUCACAAGGGACCUCCUUGGCGGGUGUUGCUCCCUUGACUCCAAGGAGUUGGACCUUGACUUGCAGGUUCCUUCUGGUUGGGAAAAGCGCCUCGACUUGAAGUCAGGGAAGGUGUAUCUCGAGAGGUGCAGUUCGUCGCUGAGAUCGGGAGAAAAGAAGAAUGAGAGAUGGUGGGAUGGAAAGCUGGAGCAAGACCUCAACUUUCCACCAUCGUCGUCCUUGUCCCCCUCUUCGAAAGCAGGGAAAGUUGAGAGGAAGUUGUUAGAGUUGAAGCUGGUUAAUACUGCACCGCAGCUGCCACCGUGCCAACAGCAGCAGCUGCCGAGCGUGUGCACCCUGGAGAAAGUAAAAUCUGCACUCGAACGGGUGGUGGAAAAAGAGGAAUCAAGCAGCAGCAGCGGUGGCAGGAAGCGCGCCAUCUCGCUCUCCAACUCAUCUUCCUCGCCCCCACUCUCCCAUUCCCGAGAUUAUUAUGAAGUUGAUCUUCAUCAACAGAACCCCAGCAGCAGCAGUCAUUGUACUAGUAGUGAAUCUGCUGCUUCUUCUUCUUCUUCUUCAUUUGCUGCCGGUUGCCCUUGUUGUUUGCUCUAUGUUAUCAUCUCAAAGAGCAGUCCUAGAUGCCCCCGAUGUAACACUAUUGUUACUUCCCCGACCCUCGAUAACAAAAAGCCUCGCAUAGAUCUUAACAUUUCUAUUUAAUUUUAAAUAUAAUCACAUAUACUCUACUCCGUAUCAUAUAUGUAUGGAGGUUUGUUUUUCUUCUGCUUUUACUUUUAGUUUGUAAGGAUAUAUAGAUCAAUAUAUAUUUAUAAAUGUAUGUAUAUAUACAGUAAUGUCUGCAAUUAAAUAUAGAACAUUAUAUAGAAGCUUAAUCUAUCUGCAUUGCUUUGUUGGAAGAAUGAUAGAUGAAACCAUAGCUUCUUCUAUACAUUUCAUCUUUGAAAUUCAAAUAUGUCGUUUACUUCAAGCUG
Molecule: messenger RNA, 1491 nt
Organism: Cuscuta europaea
Lineage: Eukaryota; Viridiplantae; Streptophyta; Magnoliopsida; Solanales; Convolvulaceae
Source: the annotation of a GenBank genome assembly